AAACUCUUUUCAGUCCCCUUUACCUUUUGUUUCUUCAAACUCAUUCAUAUCAUCACACCUUUCCCAUGAAUCCCUACUGAAUCUUCUUCCUCAAACCCUACCAUGCAACCCCUCAAAGUCUCCUUUCCAUUCAUUCUAAUCGUCUUCUUCACGUGUUGUCACUUUCAUCCAUGCCGCUCUGGCCUACUCUCUGAGCCUGCUCAACCGCUCCAACCACCGGAUUUGUCCACUCCAAACACCAUCCCUUCCUUUCCGGUUCAGACCGCUGCACGGACUUGUCAGCUCGAUUUAUCCGCUGAGCUCUUCGGCGGAGUAAACGCCGCGUGUGGCCAUAACCUCGACCGGAGUCGUUGCUGUCCCGUUCUCGCAGCGUGGCUCUUUGCAGCUCACGCUCGGUCGGCACUCCAAGUGAAUUCUUCCACGUCGUCUCCGGCGUCCUCCGCAGGGAUGCCGAUAAUGCCUGACGAUUCUCAGAAAUGCGUCAACUCGUUGCAAAGCUCGUUGCAGAAACAGAACAUUCACAUUCCUCAACCAAACGCGUCGUGCGACGCCGUAUUAUGCUUCUGCGGCAUCCGCCUCCACCAAAUCACUUCCCUUACCUGUAACACCGCCUUCAAUCUCACUGCUCGGAAUGCGACGCCUAAGGCCGUCGUCAGAAACUUAGAAAAGAAUUGCCGGAACUCCACCUACGCCGGAUGCACAAAAUGCCUCGGAGCUCUGCAAAAGCUAAACGGCGAGGGCAAAAAUGGAACAACAAAAGGUGACCGGACGAGUAAGAUGCUGAAUCGAGAUUGUCAGCUGAUGGGACUGACAUGGCUGCUAGCGAAGAACAAGACGGCGUACAUACCGACGGUUUCUGCUGUAUUGCGUGCCAUCAUGUACACUGCGCACCCACCCCAUGAAUCUAUGUGUAGCCCCGAUCAGGAGAACAUGCCGUUGGCCGUUGAUUCGUUGCAGUUCGAUAAAUCGGAGUCCUCUUCUUCCUCUUCGUCGCCGUCGUCGUCAUCAUUAUCUUGGUCAAGUGCUGUUUUUCUUGUAAUGACGAUAUUGCCCCUACUGAUUUUUGUGUAGUUUGUCUUGUCUUUUGGGUUCAUGCGGAUUUUGCUGAUGCUAUCUGUGCAUGUUACUUGCUACGGAGU
Messenger RNA from Lactuca virosa, 1139 nucleotides. The record is from the annotation of a GenBank genome assembly. Lineage: Eukaryota; Viridiplantae; Streptophyta; Magnoliopsida; Asterales; Asteraceae.